AUGGGCUACUUUGUCAAGGUGGAAGAGAAGGAGGUUCGGGCUUAUAAUUGGGAAAUUGAAACCUUGGCGGCUCUUGCAAAGUUAAAACUGGCUAAAGCUGCCUUGGGGGAGAAAGAGUGGUACUUUUUCAGUCCUAGAGAUCGCAAGUACCCCAAUGGAGCUAGGCCCAACAGAGCAGCUGCGUCUGGAUAUUGGAAGGCAACUGGGACAGACAAAGUUAUAAUGACAUCAACAAUGGCACCAGGAGGUGCAAUAAGAGGACAAGAAAACGUUGGUGUUAAAAAGGCUCUUGUUUUCUACAAGGGAAAGCCUCCAAAGGGAGUCAAGACUAAUUGGAUUAUGCAUGAGUAUCGCCUAGCAGAUGCCCCCACCUACAACAACAAAUCCAUGAAGCCAAAAGAUUCAUCCAUGAGGUUAGAUGAUUGGGUUCUUUGCCGGAUUUACAAGAAAUCUCAUGCUUUAACUUCAUCUACAAGGGCAGCCAUAACCAGUGAACAUGACCAAGAAGAAGAAGAAGAACAAUUUGUCCAAGAAACCGGCCUUUUCCCGGGGUUGAAAAGUCCCGUAAGCAACAAGAAUACCCUCUUAUCCCAGAAGUCCUGUUCUUUCUCCAACUUAUUAGAUGCCAUGGACUAUUCCCUUUUGAGUAGUUUCCUAGCAGAUACCCAGUUCAACCCAACAGGGUUUGAAUCAAAUCCUACAUUGAAUAGUACUGCAGCACAAUUGGACCAGCCUUUCUUGACCAGUAACAGUAAUACUGCAAGCAAUAGUAACAGCAUGAGCAGCGGUUACUUUCUGCAAAAGUUACCUCAGUUGAACUCUUCAAUGCCAAACAACAUGCAGGAGAAUAAACUGAAGCGCCAACUUUCACACAUUGACGAGGACUUGCUGAAUCCAUCAAAGAAGUUCAUGAACUCUUGCAGUUUCCCUAACACCAACAAUGGUACUCAAACUGAUGUGGGACAAUACAACUUCCUAAGCCAGCCAUUCUUGAACCAGCAGUUACUUUUGAGCCCUGCACAUCUUCAUUUCCAAGGUUGA
This is a messenger RNA of Dovyalis caffra, 1041 nucleotides long. The record is from the annotation of a GenBank genome assembly. Lineage: Eukaryota; Viridiplantae; Streptophyta; Magnoliopsida; Malpighiales; Salicaceae.